AUGUACGAGACAAUUUGUUCGGCUUAUGGAAAAGCCGCACUUUGGAACAUCGGGGGGGGGGGGAAAGACAAAAAAUUAGGCGAAGUGGAUUUGGCAAUACUUGAUAUUUUGAAUGAAGAUAAUGCGGUAGUGGAUGGAAUAAAUCUUCCAGAAACUCAACCAAUGCCAAAUGCGAGUACCUCUCGCAACACAGUUUCUAACGAAACUGGAACUGAAAUUUUGAAAGCUGAAAUUGACUACCACGAGGAAAAGAGAAAAAAGACAGCAGAAAAUUGUGUGCAAAACAAGAAAAACGAAAAAGAGUCUUUAUUAGGAGGUGUUAAAACUAGAAAAAGACCACCCACAUACAGAAGGAAACCCCGCAAUGUUGAAAAAUUGUUGUGCUAUUCGGGCCAACUGGAAGUUUAUGGUGAACAUGCUCUAGCUGAGCGAACGAGCAAAAAGUGGUUUGCACAAUUUAAAAGUGGUGAUUUUGGCUUGGAAGACGAUGAACGUGCUGGACAGCCAAAAAAAAUUGAAGAUGAAGAACUGGAAGCUUUACUAGAUGAAGAUUGUUACCAAAUACAAAAAGAACUCGAGGAAUCUUUGGGUGUCACUCAAGCCGUUUCAACACCUUUAAAAGCAGCUGGAUAUAUUCAAAAGCGUGGUAAUUGGGUUCCACACGAACUCAAGCCGAGCGACGUCAAAAUGCGGCUUUGA
This is a messenger RNA of Diorhabda sublineata, 699 nucleotides long. RefSeq lists its product as uncharacterized. The transcript is spliced from 3 exons. NCBI's taxonomy places the organism in Eukaryota, Metazoa, Arthropoda, Insecta, Coleoptera, Chrysomelidae. The record is from RefSeq and is a predicted model, not a curated record. The coding region runs from base 1 to 699 and encodes 232 amino acids.